AUGGGGUGCACGGGUCUUCUAUUCUCAUUUGUGGUCGAAAUAGAAAAUUUAACGCAAGAUGUAUGGGUUUUCUACGAAAGAGGUACGGGUUUAUAUCAGGAUGUAAGGAUUUUUCCAUGGUGCAUGGGUGUUUUGAGGUGUACGGGUGUGGUUUUGUGGGGUACGGGUGUGUUCUCUUUUUGUGUCAUCCACCAACACCCACCAUUGGUGGUACAAACAGGAUUUACAUGUUGCAACUACUUCUUCUUUCUAAAGACCGGCAUUUUUGCGAUCUUAGUGCUGAAAUUGGCCGACGAACCUGUGAUUUUCUUCAAAGCAAGUCAUUAUGUAGCACAGAUACAAACUAGCAGUCUUGCAGUUCGAGAUAUCACUAUUUUGAAAUCAAAUUCACAAAGUUUCAAGGUGUUUGAAAAAGGAAACAGAGAGACCGUAAUUUUUGAUAUGGAAAGAUCAUAUGAGUAUACGAACUGGAUAUUAUUACUGAAACAAAGACAAGCGAUAAGUAUUUUUCCACAUUCAGAAUCGGUUAUGGAUUUGUAA
Molecule: messenger RNA, 540 nt
Organism: Clavispora lusitaniae ATCC 42720
Lineage: Eukaryota; Fungi; Ascomycota; Pichiomycetes; Serinales; Metschnikowiaceae
Source: RefSeq, a predicted model, not a curated record